Molecule: messenger RNA, 1195 nt
Organism: Procambarus clarkii (red swamp crayfish)
Lineage: Eukaryota; Metazoa; Arthropoda; Malacostraca; Decapoda; Cambaridae
Product: lysM and putative peptidoglycan-binding domain-containing protein 3
Source: RefSeq, a predicted model, not a curated record
CGGUGUGGGUUAGUGAGAUGAGUGAUGUGUGAGUGAGAGGUGGAGGUGGACCUCUCACCGCUCUCUCUCUCUCUCUCACACACUCGUACUAUGUGAGCGGCUCCAAAUAUGAGCUCCUCACUCAGAAAUGGCCGCGCAGGCAGUAAUAGCCCUCACAGGAACUAUAAGUAUCGGCGAUUAUCUAGCACUGAAAAAGACUCUGGCAAUUGCUAUAUCUCCUGUGAUGAAGAUGAAGAUGAAUUAUUCACAUCCCAAGCCACCGAGUUAAAACGAAUUAGUGUCAGAAAUAACAGCAGUGGAAGCAACAGCUCUACAACAGCUACCCCAGCAAAGUUUUUGUCUGAGUAUGAGCAACUUGUUGAUCGACCAAUACAGAGUGGGGAAACAUUAACAGGAAUUGCUCUUAAGUACAGAAUCCCUGUAUCUGAAUUAAAACGUAUCAACAAGAUAAUGCAAGAAAAAGAAUUCUUUGCCUUGACAUCUCUGAAAAUACCAGUAAAGGCAAACUCACUUCUUGCAGAAAUGUUGCGAGAAGAACAAGAAAACAGUGCCUCGAGUGAAAUCAAGACUAUUUCUAAUACCAGGGCUUCAGUUUUAGGAACACGAAGUGUAAGCAGUUGUAGUGAAAAUGAGAGCGAUUCUGAAAUGCACGUGGGUUAUAUUAGUAUUGAUCGUAUUUUAAAAGAUACACAUACCAAAAAGGAAGCAAAGAGGUUUUUAGUUUCAAUGCAGAAAGACUUGGCUAACAUUCGUGAUAAAACAAACUCUUACAAAUGUUCUCUUGAUGAAGUUGCAGCAGCUCUAACUGACCCACGAUUCCGUCCACUUGAUCAAACACAGGAUAAGUGUACUGGAGCAGACUGGGGUAUCACUUGGUGGAAAGUUUUGCUUGUAGGAGCCGUAAUUAUUGUUGGAGUUCCUUUAUUGUACAUUUACCAUGUAUCUUCAGAAUAGGUAAGUUAAGGUGCCAAAAGAUUGUCAAGAGUUCACAUAAAAGAUUGGAAGACCCAUCUAAGUUUCUGACUACAGCAGACAGCAUUCAUCAGUAUGAUAAAGAAAAAAAUUAUUACGUUUGGGUAAUGUGUAAAUUGAGCAAUAAUUUAUUGCAUUACAAAUUGCAAAUGUUUAAUGAGGAACUUUGUAUAUCAUUUAUAUAUAUAUAUAUAUAUAUAUAUAUAUAUAUAUAUAUAUAUAU